Limulus polyphemus (Atlantic horseshoe crab) is the source of this 3048-nucleotide messenger RNA. RefSeq lists its product as uncharacterized. Lineage: Eukaryota; Metazoa; Arthropoda; Merostomata; Xiphosura; Limulidae. The transcript has 5 exons. Bases 408 to 2339 code for a protein of 643 amino acids. The record is from RefSeq and is a predicted model, not a curated record.
AAAACGAAUAUAGCCAUACUCAGAGGCGUAGUAAUCCAUCGAACAAAUAUUUAAUAGAAAUAACAUAUUUGAACCAUAUAUAUAUUAUAGUAUAGUAUAGAAACUAUUGUCUGACUGAAUCAGUGAAUGUUUAGGGUGUUAAUGUUAAAAUUAUUAUAUCAAUUUUAACUUGAACAGUUUUAAAUUCAAGUAAAAACUUAAAGUUAAUACGAGGUUCUAUCAACCAUUAUGAUUAAAUGUGACUGAAAUUUGUGAAACACUCAGAAAAAUAUAAGGCAGCUAGAUUGUAGUCAAUGUUUUUGGACUAUUACUAUUAGUUUACAGGUAUAUCCUGUAGUUCAGAGUGCUCAACAGAUUAAUGGUUAUCCAGAAAAGUACAUAAGUAAUAUUUGGAUAAGUUAAAGAAAAUGGCUUCAGCUGUAAGUAUGACGACUGCCCAGAAGAUUGAGUUAAUGAAUAAAAAAUUUCUUGAAUUUUGGAUAGAUAAAGUCAGGAAAUAUGGCUCAAUUUCUCUCCAGAAUUUGACCGGUCACGCUUCUCAACUCUCUCCUGAAUUACGAAAUUUCUUUGGGACAUCAAAAAGUGCUCUUAAGAAGUUCUUGUGGGAUAAUUCUGAUUAUUUUUAUAUUGAUAAUAAAGAAAAUGUAUGGCCAGCUGUCCAGGUAAAAUUAGAACAUACUGAACAGCCAAAAUUUCAUGCAUCAGAAACAAAGUCAUCAUCUAAUAAAACAGAUGAUAAAAAUGAUAUCACUGAACUAAGGGGAGUAAAGGGGAAAAUUAUUAGAUUAUUCCCAGUUUAUGGUUUCAUUAGUAUUGUGGAGCCUAUUCAAGUUUCAGUUUAUUUUGAUUUAAUGUCAUUUGAGGAUGGCUCAAAAGAAACAUUACCUAGUUAUAAUCUAAGUCCAGGAGAAGGUGUUUACUUGAAUGCUAAAAAAGGGCCUGAUGGUUGUGAGGCUCAUUUUCGUGCAUCUCGAGUGUGGCGACCAAGUUAUAAUCCAGGCUCUAAAAACAAGCCCAAAGAAAUGUUUGGGAAACUGGACAAUUUGAAUGAAAUAAAAGAUAUCACUUUGGAAACUGAAGACCAUGUAAUUGGUCGAGGAAAAGUGCAAAAUAUCUUUGAUCGUUUUGGAUUUAUUCAGCGUGAUCAGAACUUGCAAAAUAAUGUUUUUUUUCACAUAUCUGAUAUUGAAAAACCUGCUGGGGUACAGUUUGAAAAAUUAGAAGAAGUUAUACAAAUUGGAGAGGAAGUUCUUUUUAGUGCUACACGUUCCUACCAAAAAGAUUCUUUAGCCAAGUGGCAAGCAACGUAUGUGCUUAUCAAGCAUUUCUCUAAAGAUGUUUUAAAUUCCGAAAUUGAACAAGAAGAAGUUUUUAUCUCAGGGUCAGAAAUGUCAUCUGAUUCUGAUUUAGAGGACUGUACAAACUCAAUCCAUAAAAACCUUUCAAUAAAAGACCCUCAGUUGGAAGAUAUUUCUCUAAAUGAUACAGAAAUAGAGCUAUCAAAAGCUCAAUCACUAACUACAGAACAAGAGCUAGCAGAAACUCAGUCACUAACUGCAGAAAUAGAACUAGCAGAGGCUCAGUCGCUAACAUUUUUUGAGAAGGGGAAAGUUAAGCCAACUCUCUCAAGAAGAAACAGUGAUCAUUCAAUAGGAAGUAUUUCAAACUUGGUACCUAAUAAUGCAGCACUCAGAGAAAGUAAUUGUUUAUUGACUUCAAAUCUUAAACCAACAAAUAGCCAGUGGAAGAAGGAAAAAAUAGAAAAAAUAUACCCAAUAUUAGGAGCUUCUGAAAAUCGUAUCGAGUCUGUGCAUACAGUUUCAAACCCUUCAGAAUCAGUUUCUGGACUGAAGAAGAGUAUUGUUAAUCCAAAUCUACUCCAGCCAGAAGUGGCACGUACACAAGUAAAUCAACUAAACCCUAGAAACCCAACAUUGGAAAUGGAAAGUUUUUUGGUAAAUGGAGCAACUGAAAAGCCUCUUCUGGGUUUUGGUAUCGGCAGUGGCAGCACACUUAUUCCUCCAAGACAUCCUGUGGGAAAUGGUCUUUCAGGACUAGUGGGCACUCAGUUGCCAUUUUCACCGAUGUCAGGAAUUGCUAGGAACUCUGCUUACUCAUCUGACCUGAUACCUCCAGAUUUGUUUCGAGACAACGUGUUACCCCGACUUCCCAUAGGAAUAUCUCCUUUAACUAAAGACCAGCUGAAGGAGGCUUUAGUUUACAUGCUAAUGAAUGAUGAUGAAUUUCUUUCAAAGAUUCAUGAAGCUUAUAUCUCUAGUCUGACCAAAAAACUUAAUCAGUUAACUGAACUUGGUCAAAAACAAAAUUCAGCCAGAUGAAUCAGGAAGGAUAAAGAUAAUAAGAAGCAAGUUAUUUUAAAUCCUGAUGAAUUGACAACUCUGUAUGUGUAUACAUAGAUAGGCUAAACUUGCCGUGCACUUCUGUUUUUACUUUGAUCAAAACUUAAAAAGUUUAUUUCAGUUUUAAGUUACUUUAAGCUUAAUCAUAUUUUUUAGCUUUAACGUAAGCCAAAGGUCUUGAUAAUUAUCUGAAUUGUGUAAAUAAUGCCUGGGAUGGCGCUUGUUGUUACUUUGCUUGCAUUCAAGUGAGCUAAGUACCACUUAAGUUUUGACAUGAUACGAAACUGUAGACCAUCAUAUAUAUGUUUGCAUAAAUAUUUUUCUUUAAAAUGUUUUAUGUUUAAAAUUUUGAUAUCAGCACACUGGAACACUUAUUUUGGAUGUUUGUGACACUUUAUGCUUUGUUAAACAUGAAUAUCUACACUGCAAUGGGUAAAUAUGAGUAGUUUUUCAAAAAACAGUUGCCAGUUAAAGAUAAUGAGUGAUAGUGUUGUUUACAAGUGGAGAUUGUGUUUUAAAUAGGAAUAACCAAAUGCAAGUUGAACACAAAUGAACUUGACUGUGUGUGUGGACGUGCAUUAAUUAAAGUAGGUUUGAGAUAUAUAGAAAGCAAAGAAAAACUACUUAACAAGAUGUCCAGGAGAUAUACAAAUGCUAUGAAAGCAAAAAAAAUAAAAAUUGAUAAUUA